Messenger RNA from Malassezia globosa CBS 7966, 2190 nucleotides. RefSeq lists its product as uncharacterized. Gene Ontology annotation, cellular component: nucleus; cytoplasm; plasma membrane. The transcript has a single exon. Gene Ontology annotation, molecular function: protein serine/threonine kinase activity; ATP binding. Gene Ontology annotation, biological process: protein phosphorylation. Lineage: Eukaryota; Fungi; Basidiomycota; Malasseziomycetes; Malasseziales; Malasseziaceae. The record is from RefSeq and is a predicted model, not a curated record. Bases 1 to 2190 code for a protein of 729 amino acids.
AUGGCAAUGCUGCGUCCUUCCAAACGACGUGAGAGUGCGAGUGCCUUGAUGGACACGCCGAACAAUGCUUCUUCCACUGUCGCCAGCUCGACGACCGAUCACAUGACGCCAUCAUCCUCACUGACAAGUACGCAAGUCACAAGCCCAGUGCCAUCGUCUAUGAGCACCAAUUCACCUAUCGGCACAGCACCAGGUCGCCGCAUCAUGUACGGUAUGGGGCAAAAUGCUAGCACGACCUCGUCGCUUGCGUCAGGAUCGAGUGUGUUGAUAACAGGACCGUCACUGGGUAUGCUGGGCGACGUACUUGAUAAACAGCCGGCGCAUUUGCCCCACUUGUACUCGAAAUAUGAUGAUCAUUGGAUUCGUCGCGUUGCCAGUGCGCCCGAUACCAAUGCUUUGUACCAAGCCACACCAGCACCACCAGUUUUCCAGGGAUGGCCUGCGAUCAACACCCACGACGGAGUCCCACAUGCGCCUGACUCGGUUAGUACAAGCCCGCGGCUUGAAGGAUCAAGCGAUUUAUUCCAUGGUUACACGCAGGACGCGCUGUGGAAUGUGUCGCUUCAGACGCAAACAUUGCCCCUGCCACACUCGCAAUCUCACAUCCAGCUUCAUACCCAGCCGUCCAGAUUGCAGCAGCCAACGCAACCAAUGACAGCUUCUCAGCAACAAGUGCUUCGGAACAUGUCGCCACCACCACCACCACUAUCUGCGACUACGUCACCAACAGAGUCUACGCACGAGACGUCGGUGCCAACGCCAUGGGAAUCUCAGAGUGCCAUAGGCAAGGGCUCGUCACCUCUCCGUUUACAGCCAGCCGCACAGAUUGAUGCCAUACCUGCCACACAUAUGGCGGAACCAAUAUCACCACGUCGUACACGGUUCCUGCCGUCGCUUCGGAUAGCUCCCAAGUCGCGCCAAGCAUCGGAUAAUACGAACGAUGCACCUAUGCGGCGUUUGACGCGCCUGUUCAAAUCCAAAAGUUCCGGCACACUGCAAGCAGAUGCAACCAAAGCGGAGGAAUCGCGCCCGCCCAUGCCGACGACAGUGACAACAGCAACGACAGCAGCCACGCUCCGAACUACCUCACGUGUCAAGACAAGUGAUGUGCUUGUGUCGAUUGACGAAUUCCAGACCAUCAAGCUGCUAGGCAAGGGUGAUGUAGGCCGUGUGUACCUUGUGAGGCAUCGACAAACAGACACUCCUUAUGCGCUCAAGGUGCUAUCGAAAGCUGAAAUGAAGAAACGCAACAAAGUGAAGCGUGUACUGUCCGAGCAAGCGAUUUUGAUUGCAUCCAACCAUCCAUUCAUUGUGCCUCUGUAUCACACAUUCCAAACAACCGAUUACCUGUAUCUGUGUAUGGAGUACUGCUGUGGUGGCGAGUUCUUCCGUGCGUUGCAGUCACGACCUGGGCGAUGCCUAUCGGAAGAUGAUGCGCGUUUUUAUGCCGCCGAGGUUGUGGCUGCGCUCGAAUACCUGCACUUGAUGGGCUUCAUCUAUCGAGACCUGAAGCCCGAAAAUAUCCUGCUUCAUCAGUCGGGACACGUGAUGCUCUCCGACUUUGACCUGUCGGCGCAGGCUCACGAACAAGUGGCAGCACCGGCCGUGUUCCAAGCAUCGCCACGCGCUGCGCCCAUGGUCGAUACCCGUGCGUGCAUUGCCGAUCUGCGCACAAAUUCGUUCGUUGGGACGGAAGAAUACAUUGCGCCCGAAGUCAUCAAAGGUUGCGGCCAUACAUCUUCCGUUGACUGGUGGACAUUGGGCAUCUUUGUAUAUGAAAUGAUCUAUGCUACGACACCCUUCAAAGGGACAUCGCGCAAUACGACCUUUGCAAAUGUGCUGCGCAAAGAUGUCUCCUUCCCAGACGGUGUGCCAAUGUCCACAUCAGGACGCAAUUUUAUUCGAAAACUGCUUGUAAAAGAUGAACAUAAACGCUUAGGCAGCCAGCUUGGCGCUAGUGAAGUGAAACAGCACCGAUGGUUUGCCAAUAUAUCAUGGGGCCUCCUGCGAAACCAGACGCCUCCCAUCAUCCCUGAUUCGCAGCAACUGUCUACCCUCAUUCAAGAAGCCGAGGCUAAACCAGUUCGGUCCCACGAGUGGGAACACCAGACCGUUUUGGAUAUGAAAAAGUACGAUGCGACGCCCUUCCACGACUUCCGUAAUGUGUCAAUCCUUCGAACAGCCACGUAG